This is a messenger RNA of Alternaria burnsii, 186 nucleotides long. RefSeq lists its product as uncharacterized. Lineage: Eukaryota; Fungi; Ascomycota; Dothideomycetes; Pleosporales; Pleosporaceae. The record is from RefSeq and is a predicted model, not a curated record. The transcript has a single exon. The coding region runs from base 1 to 186 and encodes 61 amino acids.
AUGGUGCCAAGCCAAAGUACCGGGACAAGAGCACGAAAAGGAAAGGCAGCGGAUCGUUGGUGCGUUCAAGACCGUUGCGCGUUAAAGUGUCGAAAAACUUUCGGGAAGAUAACCAUGAUAGGACAUUGGGUAUGCAACGGAUUGUGUGCUAGAAAGAAUAAACGUAAGAGUAGAACUUUUAUCUGA